Messenger RNA from Biomphalaria glabrata, 537 nucleotides. Its product is annotated as histone-lysine N-methyltransferase, H3 lysine-79 specific-like. NCBI's taxonomy places the organism in Eukaryota, Metazoa, Mollusca, Gastropoda, Planorbidae. The record is from RefSeq and is a predicted model, not a curated record. The coding region runs from base 1 to 537 and encodes 178 amino acids. The transcript is spliced from 3 exons.
AUGUAUGAGUAUCUGGUCUUAGCUCGAGAGAAGGAAGACUAUAAACCACAAGAAAUUGAAAGGCAAGAGAAGGAAGACUAUGAACCACAAGAAAUUAAAAGGCAAGAGAAGGAAGACUAUGAAUCACAAGAAAUUAAAAGGCAAGAGAAGGAAGACUAUGAACCACAAGAAAUUAAAAGGCAAGAGAAGGAAGACUAUGAACCACAAGAAAUUAAAAGGCAAGAGAAGGAAGACUAUAAACCACAAGAAAUUAAAAGGCAAGAGAAGGAAGACUAUAAACCACAAGAAAUUAAAAGGCAAGAGAAGGAAGACUAUAAACCACAAGAAAUUAAAAGGCAAGAGAAGGAAGACUAUAAACCACAAGAAAUUAAAAGGCGAGAGAAGGAAGACUAUGAACCACAAGAAAUUAAAAGGCAAGAGAAGGAAGACUAUAAACCACAAGAAAUUAAAAGGCAAGAGAAGGAAGACUAUAAACCACAAGAAAUUAAAAGGCAAGAGAAGGAAGACUAUGAAUCACAAGAAAUUAAAAGAAAUUAA